Messenger RNA from Dissoconium aciculare CBS 342.82, 2108 nucleotides. RefSeq lists its product as uncharacterized. Gene Ontology annotation, biological process: amino acid transmembrane export from vacuole. Bases 347 to 1978 code for a protein of 543 amino acids. The record is from RefSeq and is a predicted model, not a curated record. The transcript is spliced from 6 exons. NCBI's taxonomy places the organism in Eukaryota, Fungi, Ascomycota, Dothideomycetes, Mycosphaerellales, Dissoconiaceae.
CGACGAUAGGCAGGACCCUGCAUGCGAUCUGUUGGAUUGACGUGGGAUGACACAGCCAAUCACUUGUGCCUAUUCUAGAAACCAACGUGUUCUAUACACAAGGCGGAUCUAAUGCUGCAGGCGUUUGAGCAAGUUUGCGCGGAUUUAGGAUCUCCAUGGCGUCGGAUUACUACACAACAAUGUCAUUUUGUGCCACGCUCCUUGGUCCUGCAACUACGGAUCUCGCGACAGCACGUGGAACUCACGUGUGACUCCACCAGGGCCUCCAUGCCUCUGCAUUAAAACAAUCGAUCUCGCAGCUCCUGUAAAGCAUUUUCGUGGUCAAAUCACGUUGCGGUAAGGCACGAUGAGCCAACCAACCUCUGAGCUGCCGCGUCUUGCGCUCAAGGACGAGACAGUCACCUCUGUACACUCUGACUCCGAUCCCGAACAAAAUACCAGCCAGAGCGAGAUCGAGGAGGGCGAGCAAGUACUCAGCACACGCAAGGCCUUGUGGGCAUGGAUCAUUUUAUGCUUCUCGACUGGUCCGACGAAUGGCAUGGUCAAUCAAUACGUAACAGCGAGCAUUCAAGCCGCUGCGAACGCUGUUGGACGAGUGCCAGGCACCGAUAAACCUUGCGCCACGCGCGGCAACAUUCAAUGCGUUGUGAAGUUCGGCGGGACUGAUAUCGAUUAUCUCAGCUACCUUCUUUAUUUGCGGGCUAUCAGUCGCGCCGUGGAAGGAGUCGUCUCGAUCUUCACCGCGGGCCUCGCAGACUUCUCCGGUUACCGCAAAACAAUGAUGAUGCUCUCAAUUUACCUAUUUGGCGCAGUAGCCCUCCCUUUUGCUGGACUCACGACCAAGUCAUAUCCAUAUUUGAACGCGCUCUCCACACUCUACGUCAUCAUCAAUGCUGUCAGCGGGCUCUACACCGUGACUGAAGCUUCAUACAUCCCGAUAUUCAUGCGUACGGCAGGUCUGGAGCGUGAACGACAGCGUCUCGAUGACGCCCCUCGUCCCAGCGCAUCUCUGCUCAAAGGCAGCAAAGUUAGUGUCCUUGGGCUGGUUGCAGGGAAUGUUGGCGCACUGGUCGCUCUGCUCAUUGGUGUCAUCAUCACCUAUACUCGUGGGAACUUCGUGCAGGCUGGAUAUUUCAACUUCCUUUUGGCAAUCACGAUUGGAGGAUGCCUGACAAUACUGUUUGGCGCCGUGGGCCAUUACAUGCUUCCAAGCAUACCAGGUCGGAAGCGCCCGGAUGGCGUCAAUCUUCUCCUACUACCGUGCAUCAUGUGGUACAAAAUGUUCCGAUCACUCCUUCAAUACCCCGAAGCAUUCAAGCUGUGCAUCGGCUGGGUGCUUUGGAAUACUGGCUACAGCAACUUCCUACAGCUUCUCGGCGCAUUGUUCUUCGAAUCGACAGGUCUUGAUCGCGGAAGCGGUACAUACACAGUGUACUCCUUCAUGCUGGUAGUCUUCGCUUGCGUGGGCUCACUCAGCUGGCUCUUCGCCUUUCCCUACACCCGUCUGCAUAUCAAGACCUGGGCAUACUGCUUCCUAGUCGUCAACAUCAUUUGUGUCUUCUGGGGAUGCCUAGGCAUCAGCAAGAACGUUCCGAUUGGAUACAAGUACCAGGCCGAGUUCUGGGUGGCCAUCUUCUUGUUCAUGAGCACGAGCAGCGCCCUCCGCUCGCUUAACCGCGUCAUGUUCGCCUCGAUCAUCCCUCGAGGCUCGGAGGCGCUAUUCUUCGGGCUGGAGAUUACGUUGGAUCUUGCGACCGGCUGGGUCAAUCCGUUGGUCCAGGCGGUGAUCCAGAACAGGACAGGCAACUUGCGAUACCCUAUGUUGCCAAAUCUCUUCGUAAUGCUUGUCGCAUUAGGUCUGUAUCUUCUUUGCAAUGUCGACAAGGGAAUGGAAGAUGCGAGAAAGCCACUUCACCUGAAGUUUGCUUGGGACGUGGAGGAGCCCACACGGCGAGAGGAGCCGAGCGUGCGAUCGUAGACUUCGAAUACGAAACGUUGCUUUGUUGCCUUGAAGACAGUCAAUCUCCAUUUUCUUAUCUUAUUCUAAAAUGAGACUACUAAUGAGGUCCGAAUUUGAAGACCUCUGAAUAUUUAGGUGUAUGUAAAGU